AUGAGGCUGCAUGGGCAGCGGGGCUCGAGGGCGCACCAGCUCUCGGCGGGCGGGGCGAAACGCGCGUGGACGCCCGAAGAGGAUGCCGUGCUGCUCGCCAUGAUCGAGAAGCACGGCCCGCGGAACUGGAGCUUGAUUUCCGAGAGUUUACCGUGGAGGAGCAGCAAGAGCUGCCGGCUUAGGUGGUGCAACCAGCUCUCGCCCGACGUGCGCAAGGACCCGUUCACCCGCGAGGAAGGCCUAAUCAUUCUCCGCUGCCACGCCAAGCUCGGCAACCGCUGGGCGGACAUCGCCAAGCACCUCCCCGGCAGGACCGACAACGCCAUCAAGAACCACUUCAACUCAACGCUCCGCCGAAACUUCCCCCAGCUGUGCAACCCCGACGGAGCACCAGGCGACGACGACGUGCCGCUGCACAGCCCGGGCGGCCCCGGGACCGAGCCCGGCGCGCCCACCGCCAGCCUGCCCUCCGAGAACGAAGCGCGCAACACCAUGAUCUCGGCCGCCGCGCUCGCCGCCCUCGGCUGCGCGCCACCGCCUGCCGUUGGCACCGUGGCGGCGGAGCUCCCCGGGCUCGCCGCGGAGGCGCCGGCCGAGCCGCCCGCGAAGCGCCGGCGCGUCGCGCCCGUGCCGAGGUACUCUCCGCGCCUCCCCGCGGGCCGCGAGGCGUCGCUGUCGGCGUCGUCCGGCGACGACGGGGACGACGAGGGCGCCGACGACGACGACAGCGACUACAGCGUCGACGGCGACGACAGCGUGCCGCGGUCGACGUCCCCGAGCUCGCAGGGCGACGCCGGCGUCGAGGACGGCGGCCCCGCGGGCCCGCUGACGUGGCGCGUGCGCCGCCCGCGGCAGCCGCGCACCCGAGCACCGGGCGCCGUGGCACGCCCGGGCGCCGGCGCCCCCGCGGGCGGGCUGGCGCGGAACGGGAACGGGAACGGGAGCACGAGCGGCAGCGAGGGCCCGAAGGGCCCGCCGCCCGUGCACGCGAACGCGGCGCCGGCCGCCGGGGCGGGCCUGGCGGAGGCGCCGGCCCCGCAGGGGGCGCAGCAGGUGGGCAUGACGGGCAGCCUGCAGAGCCUCGCGGCGCUCCUGGGCCCGCUGAUCAACCUGCAGCAGGCGCUCGCGCUGUCGUCGCUCGCGCCCGGCGCCGCGGUGCUGAACACGGACGCGCUGUCGGCGGGCCUGUGCCAGCUCAGCACCAUGGCGGGCGGCGGGGCCGCGCAGGCGUGCGGGCGCGACCAGCUCAUGCAGGCGAUGAUGCAGGCGAUCGGCGGCGCGGCGCUGGCGAUGACGCCGCUCAACGACGUGCUCGCGCGCACUGGCAAGCGCACGGACGGCGCGGGGGGGGGGUACCCGCCGCCGGGGCUGAGCCAGCAGCCGCUCAGCCUGCUGUCCGCGCUGCUGCCGGCCGGGAUGGCGUCGAUCCAGCGCAUGUCGGCGGAGUCCGUGCAGGCGAACGCGUCGGGCGGGGGCUCGGGGGGCAACAACAACGGCUCCGGCAACGACGGCUCGAACAACAACAACGACGGCUCCAAGGGCGGCGCGAACAAGGAGUCCGGCGACGGAUCCGGGAAGUCCGGCGGGUCCGGCGGGCCGUCGGUGCGGCUGGCGGAGGUGCCCGGCACCAACGUGACGGGCGCCACGGCCCCGCUGGUGUCGAACGCGACGGCGCCGAACGGCGCGCUGCCGCCGCACGGGCACGGGCGCCACGCGCACCAGCACGGGCGCCACGUGCACCUGCACGUGCUCGGGAAGGGCUCGAGCGGGACUGCGCUGUCGCCGCUGCAGCACCUCGCGGGCCCGAAACACCCCCGGGCGCGCCCCGAGGAGCGCUCGUCCGACGGCGAGGCGUCCCCCUUCGAAGCCGCCCCCGCCGGCUCCGCGCAGGUGCGCGCCGGCAACGAGCAGCCGUGA
This is a messenger RNA of Pedinophyceae sp. YPF-701, 1917 nucleotides long. The record is from the annotation of a GenBank genome assembly. Lineage: Eukaryota; Viridiplantae; Chlorophyta; Pedinophyceae.